Paramisgurnus dabryanus is the source of this 1271-nucleotide messenger RNA. NCBI's taxonomy places the organism in Eukaryota, Metazoa, Chordata, Actinopteri, Cypriniformes, Cobitidae. The record is from RefSeq and is a predicted model, not a curated record.
ACCUGAUGUUGAAUUAUGAUGAUGAUGAUGUUUGGUGAAGCUCCUCCCUCUUCAUCCUCCUCAGUGUCUUAUAGCUCCUCUCUCAUCUCUCUCCUCACAUCACACACUGACAUCAUGCUGAUCAUCUUCAUCAUCUUCAUCAUCACACCAUCAUGUGUGGGUGGAGUGAAUGUAGUGACCCAGAAUCCUUCAGAGCUCACAGUGAAUAAAGGAAAUAAAGCCACAAUCAACUGUAAUCUGGGAUCUGUUACUAAUACAGGUGCUAAAUGGUAUAAACAGAUUUCAGGAGGAGUGCCUCAGUUUGUCUUAUAUUUUUAUCAUCCAAACAGUUCUCCUACAUAUGGAUCCGGUUUCUCAGCUCCUAAAUUCAGAUCAACACAUUCAUCUAAUUCAGAUUAUAGUUUGAUCAUCAAUAAUGUAGAUGUGAGAGAUUCAGCUGUGUAUUACUGUCAGGCAUAUGACGGCUCUAAGGAGGAGGUAUUCGGACAAGGAACAAAACUCAUUGUGACCGAUUCAGGUGUUUCUCCUCCUGUUGUGAAGAUUUUCCCUCCAUCCAGUCAAGAUGUGAGCUCCAGUAAAGUGACUCUGGUGUGUUUGAUCAAUGACAUGUCUGUGGGAUUUGCUGAUGUGAGUUGGUUUGUGUGUGGAAACUCAGUUACUGAUGGCGUCUUCACCGGAUCUGCUGAACAGCAGCCGAAUGAGAAAUUCAAGUUGAGCAGUUAUUUAACCAUUGAGAGAUCAGAGUGGGAGAAAGACAAAGAUAUCACAUGUAAAGUGACUGCUGCUGGAAAAAUCACAAACACAAAGAUCAAGAUAUCUGAAUGCAAUUAAUAAAUGCAAAGAUUAUGUUGUUUGUUUUCAUAAAAGCAUUUAUAUUUUUUCCUGCAAAAAUAAUGAUUAUAGAAACAUAGUUUAAGUAUGACAUUUAAUUUCUGCAAACAUUUCAGCUUUUGAUUUUAUUGUAAUUUUUAUUUCAAUCCUUAAUAAAUUUGAAUAAACUUCAUGAUAAUCAAACAAACUGUCAUUUUAAUCUUAUUGAUUUUGGGGGAAACUGAUUAAAUUAAGAAAUAUUAAUUAGUUAAUGAUUUAAGCCUAAAAGAAAGAAAUUAAUUAUUGUAAUAAACCAUCUUCAGUGUAAAUAUACAGUACAGAAAUCUCUGUCAUUAAUAUAUUGCUUAUCUGUUUCCUGCAUUUUAAAAUAAGAGAAGAGUAAACUGUAGUUAACAGAACUGAAUUUCACAUGAAGUCUCAUGACCAGAAAAUAAACUAUA